UCAUCCUGUGAUGGUGGAGCCAACAGCGUCUUCCCAGAAGUAUUUAUAACUAAAAAUACCAGGAGAGGCUGUCCAAGGUGUGGCGAAACCGGCAACGCCUUCCAAAAAAAGCAACAGGUCCAAGGAGCAUCACACAAGGAUAUACCCUUUCAUGUGGGAGGUCAACGUUUCUCAGCUGAGCAACAGUGAAGCAACGAGGUGAGAUGUUCCCACUGCCGAUGUUCACACCUGACCAAGUGGCUCGGGUGUGCGAGAACCUGGAGGAGACCGGGGAUAUCGAGCGCCUGGGUCGGUUCCUCUGGUCUCUGCCCGCCGCCGUACCCGGCUCUGCAGGGGAGGCGCUCAACAGGCAUGAGUCUGUGAUGAGAGCGAGGGCGCUGGUGGCUUUCCACAGCGGGAACUUUGAGGCUCUUUAUCAGAUCCUCCAGAGCCACAGGUUUACCCGGGAGUCCCAUGCCAAGCUCCAAGACCUCUGGCUGGAUGCUCACUACAGAGAGGCGGAAAGGCUGAGGGGGCGGCCGCUGGGCCCUGUGGAGAAAUAUCGGAUAAGGAAGAAGUUCCCAUUGCCUCGCACCAUUUGGGAUGGAGAGCAAAAGACGCACUGCUUUAAGGAACGAACUCGGAGCUUGCUGAGAGAGUGGUAUCUCCAAGAUCCCUAUCCCAAUCCAUCCAGGAAGCGCCACUUGGCCCAGGCCACGGGACUCACACCUACACAAGUGGGCAACUGGUUCAAGAACCGCCGCCAGAGAGACCGAGCUGCAUCAGCAAAGAACAGGCUUCAACAGGAUCCAUCCCUCCAUCCCUCGGAGAGCUCCCCUGACGGCGCCCACCCCCACUCCCACCUGCUGCCCCCUUCCCCUCGCCACCUCGGCAGCCCAGAGGCCAGCGAUUGCAGCACAGAGACUGAGCGCAGAGGGACGGGAGCCUCGACGCCAGAGAUCUCUGUCAGCAGCGACGGGGAGUUUGAAUCUUGAGAUGAUUUUAUUUUCUUUUUUUUUACUCUACAAAGGUACAAAAACAUACACAAUAAAAGACAGCGAGGUUAUGGACACGCUCCAGCUUUCUAAAAUGGAGAGGAGAAAAUGCUGGAGCCUAUUCUGCUGGACUUUGUGAAAGGAACUAUGCACUUAAAAAAAGCACUGAAAGGGAUGUUGGUCAUAUCGCCCCUCUGCCAUUUCAUACUUUUUGUAGCUUUCCUUUUUGUCGGUUAAAAAAAAGAAUGGUUUGACCAGGUGGUCUAAAUUAAUUUUCUAUCAUCUACCAACAGUGAAUCCUUGUUAUCAACCAACUAGAGGUUGCUCAUAUUCCUUUCAGUUUGUUGCAAGUUAAUAAUUAAUAACUAAUCUGAUCUUGUGAGUGAGAAAUAGCCCAAAUCAGUGGCGUAACAACUCACCAAUAGGCACGUAAGCAACAUAAGAUCUUUAUUGCAGUUUGAAACAUAUCAUAGGAGUGUAUUUUUUACCAACUGUCUAAUAAACUAUACACCAUUAUUAACAUCGGUAUUAAAAGUACCACUGUCUGCUUUGCUAUUGGUGUCGUGUUUAAACGGCUCACCAUCGUGUUGAAAUCUGGCAUGUGUUGCGGUAUAAAUAAGGUCCAAUCAGCCAUCUUAACAUCAAAAGCAAUUUUUCGCACGAUUACAUCUGCAAUGAGUCAUCCUAGUCCAUAAUUGCGAAGGGGGCCUACCGUCCUAUACCAUAACUGCGAAGGGGGCCUACCGUCCUAUACCGUAAUUGCGAAGGGGGCCUACCGUCCUAUACCGUAAUUGCGAAGGGGGCCUACUGUCCUAUACCAUAAUUGCGAAGGCGGCCUACCGUCCUAUACUGUAAUUGCGAAGGGGGCCUACCGUCCUAUACCAUAAUUGUGAAGGGGGCCUACCGUCCUAUACCAUAAUUGCGAAGGGGGCCUACCGUCCUAUACCAUAAUUGCGAAAGGGGCCUACCAGGUGUCAGUGACGGGGCCCCUAAGAGGUCGGGGGCCCCUAAGCAACUGCAGUCUCUGCUUACCGAUAGUUACGCCAUUAGCCCAAAUGGGUUUCAGAACUACAAGCAAUGGAAAGAAUGUGAAUGCUUCGGAAAAACACCCAGUUAGACUAAAUUAUAUGACAUCACUGUUUAUGAUUCACUGCAUGAUAAGCAAUAGUUUCAGUAACAGAUUUCAAAAUAAGUGACCUGUAACGGGGGUGCAAAAUGGCAGAGGGGGAAAGGUCGACCCAGAAUCCACUGAAAAACCCAUAAGCUUAGUUGUUGCUUUAUAAAACGAUAAACCGAUUUUAGAAGCAACGCUAAUAUUUUUUUAACUCACAUGAAUGUUAGUAAUUUCAAAUUUCUUACUGUUUCGAAUACAUGUGUAAAUAAAGAUGAUUUUGUAAUAGUUUAUAGGGGAGUUCCAGGUAUUUUUGUGCAAAAUAAUGCCUUGCGCAGGCUAUUACUGUAUGUAAAUAUAUAUCACCCAUGUACAUUAAUCAUUUGUUACACAUAGGCCCUUACAUUUAAAGUAUUGUACAUCUAUGUCCAGUCAGUGGUACUCCAUCAGUGUUUUAACUGUGUCUCGUUGUGUUUUUAAUGUAGCGUAUGUAAUCACAAACUACUUCGACUCAUUUACUGCCUUAAUUGAAACUAAGAGCAUUCCUAAAAAACAACAACCUCCUGGUCUAUACAAAUAUAAGGGUCUGUGACUGAAACAUGCUGCUUAGGACAUAAACCACUUUGAUUACAGCCACUUUACCUGUGCAUCUCUCCUGGUACCACUGAAGGAAGGAUACAGCGUUGCUUUGAAUCAGCCAGGAGCUGGCAGACACAAGGUAAAGAUUGUUAUUCACUCAUUGGUUCUUAUCUCCAUGUGCCUACUAGAUUUAAAAAAACAAAAACAGUACAAGCCACUCAACCGUGUCUUCAUCAACAAUCCCACAGGCCUGCUGUCUUAUAAAAUGUCCUUAUGACUACUACCACUUCUCACAACAUUUGUGUAAUUCUCUGACAAAAUACGUAUUUUGUAAAUGUUGUUUGAGAAUAACUACACCUAUUUUUAUCCAGCCAUGCUUGU
This is a messenger RNA of Cyprinodon variegatus (sheepshead minnow), 3045 nucleotides long. It is a transcript of the gene six7, whose product is annotated as homeobox protein SIX6-like. The transcript has 3 exons. The record is from RefSeq and is a predicted model, not a curated record. Gene Ontology annotation, cellular component: nucleus; transcription regulator complex. Gene Ontology annotation, biological process: eye development; regulation of transcription by RNA polymerase II. NCBI's taxonomy places the organism in Eukaryota, Metazoa, Chordata, Actinopteri, Cyprinodontiformes, Cyprinodontidae. Gene Ontology annotation, molecular function: DNA-binding transcription factor activity, RNA polymerase II-specific; RNA polymerase II cis-regulatory region sequence-specific DNA binding. The coding region runs from base 204 to 974 and encodes 256 amino acids.